Hyaloperonospora brassicae is the source of this 1434-nucleotide messenger RNA. The record is from the annotation of a GenBank genome assembly. NCBI's taxonomy places the organism in Eukaryota, Oomycota, Peronosporomycetes, Peronosporales, Peronosporaceae.
AUGACCGCAGGGAAAGAGGAGGACGCAUGGGAGUGGGAAGACGACGCUCUUGCGUCGUCUGCCUCUUCUCCCGCAAGCUCCGAUGUGCGUGAUCAUCAAGAAGAGACGCAGACGCAUACAGACAUGCCCUAUUCAUCUCUGUCCGAUGACAGCAAGUGGCGCUUUGACCUCUCGGAACUCGAGCUCGAGAUGGCGCGCGGCCUUCCACUUGCCUCUGCGUCGUCAUUUAGCGUCGUUGAAGGCGCUACGAGAACUGAACAGACGCUCAUAGCAUCGACGGAUGCCAUGACUACGCGUCUACGAUCGGACAAUGAGCGGGUACGGACGCUGCAGGCGCUGGCGCUUGUUGUUCGACUGCAUGUUUUGUCAGCACGUGGCAGCUGUGCAGAGCUCGCGAGUGGACUGGAACCGCCUGUGGAUGUGAUAACGGACAUAUAUGAGGAGCUGAGACAAUUGGCUGGAGACUGGGGCAACAAAGAGCUGCUGGAAACGACGUUGCGGCCGCCGAGACGCCAGCAGCUCGAGGAAAUGACCGGUCUAUUGCAUCAUGCUCUCACUGCCGACGACGAGGACUUGACGCUGCUUCAGCAUGUGCUAGAGCAGCUUUUUCGUGGCCUGACGGACCAGACGCUCGUACUGUCGACCAAGUGGCUCGAACAAAGUGCUGACGAAGACAGAGAGGCAGAGACAGAGACGACGAGCUAUUUGACCCAGAUCUUGGCACUGAAUGAAAGUCAUCGCGAUGGUACGAGCAGCGCCCUGACGUUAUCAGAGGCAGAGGUUUUCCAGGAUGCAAAGGAUAUCGGUCGAGAUGAAUUGCUCAUCAAUGGAGUACGGGUGGAAGGCACACGAGAAUACGAUGCAGUAGUGGAAGCGCUGCAACGCGAGCUAGAGCUCGUGCUGGCUCGUCAAGCUGGCAAAACAGUCGAGCAGACGUCCGUGGAUGUAAACAACGCGCUGCAGUCGAUCGCGAUGGCUGUGCUGCAUGCGAUCAACCGUACAGAGUCAGGUGGAAGCUCCUACGAGCUACUGAGCAAGUUUGUAAGCAGCCACGAAGUGGACCGAGUGCUGCUUCGUCCGAACUCCGCUCGAGCUGCUCCGCUCGAAGUUUGCGUGGAUGUGGGUCCGUACUUGGAGUCCAUUCCUGGGCGAGACAUAUCCACCUGGGCAUUUGGUCUGCGUGUGAAGCUCGUGGCUGUGACUUGGUACCUGAUAUGUGACGCGCAAGACCCGACGAAAGAGCUGCACGAGUUCGAGACCACGUUCUGUAACCGCCUUGCUUUCCCAGUCGGACUCACGCCGUUCCAUCCGCUGGAAUGCAUACGCAAAGAUCGCGGCGAUGUUGCAGUUCGCUUAGUGUUGCCAACGGAGGACUCAUCGUGCUCGCAGAGCUCUCCGCUUCGGCACCAUCUAGACGAGCAAGCUCGUGCAUAG